This is a messenger RNA of Capsella rubella, 1659 nucleotides long. Its product is annotated as alpha-humulene/(-)-(E)-beta-caryophyllene synthase. Lineage: Eukaryota; Viridiplantae; Streptophyta; Magnoliopsida; Brassicales; Brassicaceae. The transcript is spliced from 7 exons. Gene Ontology annotation, biological process: diterpenoid biosynthetic process. Gene Ontology annotation, molecular function: terpene synthase activity; magnesium ion binding. The coding region runs from base 1 to 1659 and encodes 552 amino acids. The record is from RefSeq and is a predicted model, not a curated record.
AUGGGGAGUGAAGUCCACCGUCCACUAGCUGAUUUUCCAGCAAACAUCUGGGAAGAUCCCUUAACCUCUUUCUCAAAGUCUGACCUCGGUAAUGACAAGUUCCAAGAGAAGCAUGCUACGCUAAGGGAGGUUGUGAAGGAAUCGUUUAUGUCUUCUAAAGCGAAUCCGAUAGAGAACAUCAAAUUCAUCGAUGCUCUAUGUCGCCUUGGUGUCUCUUACCACUUUGAGAGAGAUAUCGUAGAGAAAUUGGAUAAGUUAUUUGAUUGUCUUGACUUUAACCACAUGAUAAGACAAGACGGAUGCGAUUUGUACACGGUUGGAAUACUUUUCCAAGUUUUUAGGCAAUUCGGCUUUAAACUUUCUGCUGAUGUAUUUGAGAAGUUCAAGGACGAGAAUGGGAAGUUCAAAGGAGAACUGGUGGCCGAUGCAAACGGGAUGUUAAGUUUGUAUGAAGCUGCACAAUGGAGCACUCACGGAGAAGACAUCAUUGACGAAGCUCUCGCUUUCUCAAGCUCCCAUUUAAAAGAACUUUCAUCUCGGUCUAGCCCCCAUCUCGCAACUCGCAUCAAGAAUGCCCUAAAACAUUCAUACCACAAAGGUAUCUCAAGGAUAGAAACAAAACAAUAUAUCUCAUACUACGAGGAAGAAGAGUCAUGUGACCCAACAGUACUUGAGUUUGCAAAGAUAGAUUUCAAUUUGCUGCAAAUAUUACAUCGUGAAGAGCUUUCUUGUGUAGCAAGGUGGCACCAUGAAAUGGACUUUAAAUCUAAAGUAACAUAUACAAGGCAUAGGAUAAUAGAGGCGUACUUGUGGUCACUUGGAGCAUAUUUCGAGCCUCAAUAUUCUCAAGCACGAGUUAUAACAACUAUUGCACUAAUCUUAUUCACAGCACUUGAUGAUAUGUAUGAUGCAUAUGGCACAGUGGAGGAACUUGAGCUUUUCACAAAUGCAAUGGAGAAGUACUACCAUUUGUUAAUAUAUAAAACCAUGUGCAAUAUUUGUUUUUUCCCUGACAGCAUGAAGUACAUUUACCGCGCCACCAUGGAUUUCUACGAUAAACUAGAAGAGGAACUUGAGAAAGAAGGAAGGUCAGGCUGUGGCUUCCAUCUUAAGAAAUCAUUGCAAAGAACAGCGAAUGGAUAUAUGCAAGAGGCAAAGUGGUUGAAAAAGGAUUACAUUGCUACAUUUGAGGAGUAUAAAGAGAAUGCAAUCUUGUCUUCAGGUUACUAUGCCUUGAUAGCCAUGACAUUCGUUGGAAUGACAGAUGUCGUGAAACUUGAUGCUUUUGAAUGGUUAAGCUCACAUCCUAAAAUCAGGGUAGCUUCUGAGAUAAUCAGUAGAUUCACAGAUGACAUUUCCAGCUACGAAUUUGAACACAAAAGGGAGCAUGUAGCUACUGGCAUUGAUUGUUAUAUGAAGCAAUAUGGUGUUUCCAAGGAAAUAGGUAUAGAAGUAAUGGGAAACAUUGUUUCAGACGCAUGGAAGGACUUAACCCAAGAGCUAAUGAGGCCUCACGCAUUUCCUUUCCCUCUGUUGAUGCGAAUCUUUAACCUUUCGCGAGUCAUCGAUGUAUUUUAUCGGUACCAAGAUGCUUACACCCACCCUGAGUGUUUGAAAGAGCACAUCGUGUCUUUGCUCAUUGAAAAAAUACCUAUUUGA